Molecule: messenger RNA, 1121 nt
Organism: Andrographis paniculata
Lineage: Eukaryota; Viridiplantae; Streptophyta; Magnoliopsida; Lamiales; Acanthaceae
Product: F-box protein SKIP24-like
Exons: 5
Coding region: 129-746 (205 amino acids)
Molecular function (GO): protein binding
Source: RefSeq, a predicted model, not a curated record
CCAAUAUUACAUUAAUUUGGACAAAGUAUAUGUGAAGGAGGAGGGAGUAUUCUUUUGCGAAGCCCAAGACCGAGAGGCGAAAUCAUCGACGGCCGACCGUCGGCCCUAAAUCCAGAACAAAGAACAUCAUGUCGGUGCUGCCGGACGAGCUCUGGAUAACGAUAAUGGAAGCCGGGAUCGAAUCCAAAACCCUAGAAUACAAGGACCUCUGCUCGCUUUCCGUAGCCUGCAGCCGUUUCCGUCGACUUGCUUCCGAAGAUUCUCUUUGGUCGUUCCUUCUCCGUUCCGAUUUCUCAUCUUCCACCGACGAUUCAAAAAAGGAGAAAGAAAGCACCUCAUCUUCAAUACUCAGCGGAAAGUUUAAAAGCCUCUACAAAAUCAGGUACAAGGACAGGGAAAGAAAACGCUUGGCGCGUCGAAUUGUUAUUCUGAGAAUGCAGAGUGAAUUAGCUGAGCGGUUGAGGAAAAUUCGAGAUGUACAAUUCCAAUCCUCAGAGGGGAAAGAGAAAACGAAUAUGAUGGCUGAUGAAAAGAUGAAUUUGGGCAAGGCUAGGGAAGGUUCUAUUGCAGUGAAUUUUCGGCAAGGCAAUGUGCCUAUUGAAUCUCGGAUUAAUGCUCUUGAGAUGGAAAUCAAUCGUUGCAAAGAACAGAUUGCAGGUGUUGACAUGGAUAUUCAUGUAGAAAAACAAAGGCUUCAUGAGAUUAGGAAACGGUUGGCUUCUGUGAAAUAUCACCGGAAAUGCUAGUUUCUGGACAAUUGAAUGCAAGGCCAGAGGUAAAAGGUGCAUAAUUGUAAUGGCCAAUCCUGAACAUAAUAGCUACCGAUAUCACAGAAUUUCUUAUCGACAAUGCUCUCAUUUAUGGAUGCUGUAUAAUUCACGAACCGAUGCUCGAUGAGAACUGAGCUGAUCGGAAUCACUUAUUUCAUUGUUUUCAGAUGUUUUGAUUAGAAUUGUUUCUGGUGCGAGUUAGCUCACAGCCCAUCAUAACCUUGUUUGAAAGGACCAGUCGUCAGUGUUCACAACUUAAUGGAUGAUGAGCUAGAUAGACAACUUGUUAACAAUGAUACACAAAUAUUACUCUCUUGUCUAAGAGAAAAAAUGUUUAUGUUUUAUUAUUUG